AUGCAAGGCAAGGCACUGCGGACAACGAGGGGAAAAGUCAGUUGGGUGCUGAGCCUGUCUACGUUUUGUACUUUCAGUCGCGGUGGAUUUGAUCCUGGGGGAGCAGGCCUGAGGAGGCCGGGCGAGCGAUGUGAUAUUCCAUCUUCACGGUUUGUCAGUUCGGCUGCAUGUGCAAGGCCAGCAACACGGGCUAAUGACGAGCUUACGGUUUACGGCACGACCAACCCGUCGCCUAGGGUGACGCAGUAG
Messenger RNA from Colletotrichum destructivum, 249 nucleotides. RefSeq lists its product as uncharacterized. Bases 1 to 249 code for a protein of 82 amino acids. The transcript has 2 exons. NCBI's taxonomy places the organism in Eukaryota, Fungi, Ascomycota, Sordariomycetes, Glomerellales, Glomerellaceae. The record is from RefSeq and is a predicted model, not a curated record.